Molecule: messenger RNA, 2859 nt
Organism: Fundulus heteroclitus (mummichog)
Lineage: Eukaryota; Metazoa; Chordata; Actinopteri; Cyprinodontiformes; Fundulidae
Gene: ano5a
Product: anoctamin 5a
Biological process (GO): chloride transmembrane transport
Cellular component (GO): plasma membrane
Molecular function (GO): protein dimerization activity; chloride channel activity
Source: RefSeq, a predicted model, not a curated record
GGAGAUGCGGCAGUGAGUGAGCGGUCAGUGGGUGAGAGAGGGCAGCCGCAGCCUGUCGAGUCAGCUACCAGGCUACUGGAGAAGGGACGCGCCAGGGACGCAGCGGCUCGGGACAGUGGAACCGAAAGUGGCCGGAGCAGGACUGUUUAACCCCGGGGACAAUCUCAAAAUGCGCCGAAUAACGGGGAAAGGAGGAGGGGACAGUUUGAUUGAGAUGAGCCCGAGUGAAUCGCUCAGCGAUAGUGUGAAUGGCUAUGACCAGCAUGCCUCAUCCAGCGCAGCAUCCCUCCAGCUGGGACAGUCAGAGUCUCAUUUAAAGCCUGAUGUGUGUGUAGAGAUGUGUGAGUCUCUCAACAACAGCCUGGCCUCCCUAGCUCCGUCUGACUGCAGUGACAGUCUGCAGGUCAGGUUUCCAAGCUUAGAGCAAAUCAAUGCUUUGACUGGGUUUUGGAGAAAACGAGCGAUAUUCCUGAAGUAUCGUUCCAGGGUUGAUAAGCAGAAGCUCAGCAAAGACUCCGUGUUCUUCCGGGAUGGAGUGCGGAGAAUAGAUUUCGUCCUCUCGUACGUUGACGAUAAAGACUGCGACAAAAAACAGGAGAGAAGGAGAAUUUAUGAAGCCAACCUUGAAAAAGCCGGCCUGGAGCUGGAAACAGAAGAUAAGUCGGAGUCUGAGGACGGCAAGACGUACUUUGUGAAGAUUCACGCUCCGUGGGAGGUCCUGGCCACCUACGCAGACGUGCUGAAGAUCAAGGUUCCGUUCAAAGUCAGCGACAUGCCAGACGAUCGGGAAAUGCCCAUGAACUGGCUCUCCACGCCUUUCCGUCUGCCUAAGCACAUCAUGCAUCCCGAGCCGGAUUUUUUCACUGCUCCAUUCAGCAAGAGCAAAUCGGACUUCUUCCUUAUCGAAAACCAAGACACGUUCUUCCCUCCCUCCACUCGCAACAGGAUCGUUUACUAUAUCCUGGCCCGCUGCUUGUAUGUCAACGAAGACUGUGGAGACAAGAAGGGAAUUAAGAGGUUAUUGAACAACGGCUCCUACACCGCUGCCUUCCCUCUUCAUGAUUCCAGAUACUGGAUAAAAUCCAAAUAUGACAACUGUGAAAGCGAAAGACACGAUCUCUACAGCCACUGGGCACAGUUCCUCUGCUUUUUCAAGGAGCAGCCUAUUAACCGUAUCAGGAAAUAUUAUGGAGAGAAGAUUGGCAUUUAUUUCGCCUGGCUUGGUUUCUACACUGAAAUGCUGUUGUUUGCUGCGGUCGUUGGAACGAUCUGUUUCCUGUACGGGUUCCUCACCUUCGACGAAAACCAGUGGAGCAAGGAGAUCUGCAGCGAGGAAAUUGGAGGCAAAAUUGUCAUGUGUCCCCUUUGUGACAAGAAAUGUGGUUUCUGGAAGCUCAACACAACAUGCAACUCCUCGUGGCAAUCGCACCUGUUUGACAAUGUGGCCACAGUGUUUUUUGCCAUUUUCAUGGGAAUUUGGGUGACGCUGUUCCUGGAGUUCUGGAAGAGGCGGCAGGCCCGUCUAGAGUACGAGUGGGACCUGGUUGACUUUGAGGAGGAGCAGCAGCAGCUGCAGCUUCGGCCAGAGUAUGAAGCCAAGUGUACAAAGAGCAAGCAGAACCCCAUCACCAAGGAACAUGAGGGGGUCAUUGACAGAACUGCUGCGUAUCUAGCAGGGAAGUUUUUUCUGUGCUGGGCCGCUGUGAUCUUUUGGAUCUCAUUGAUCAUUGCCUGCAUCAUCGGGGUCAUAGCGUACCGCCUGGCGGUGUACGCGGCCUUCGCUAGCUUCAUGAAAGACAGCCCCACCAAUCACCUGGAGGUGGUCGGCCCCUACAUCACACCCCAGCUGGCCACCUCCGUCACCGCCUCUUGCAUCAACUUUGUCAUCAUCAUGAUCCUCAACCUCAUGUAUGAGAAAGUGGCUGUUUGGAUUACUGACAUGGAAAUCCCAAAGACCCACCUUGAGUAUGAGAACAAGCUGACCAUGAAGAUGUUCCUCUUCCAGUUUGUCAACUACUACUCCUCCUGCUUCUACGUGGCUUUCUUUAAGGGCAAGUUUGUGGGCUAUCCUGGGAAAUAUGCUUACAUGUUCGGGAGCAGCCUGAGGAACGAAGAGUGUGACCCCGGCGGCUGUCUGAUUGAGUUAACAACACAGCUGGUAAUAGUGAUGACUGGGAAACAGGUGUGGGGCAACAUUCAGGAAGCUCUACUGCCAUGGGUGAUGAACUGGUGGAGCAGCAGGAAGGCACAGAACCAUCCAGAGAGUCUAUACAGUCGCUGGGAGCAGGAUCAUGACCUGCAGAGCUUUGGUCAGCUGGGCCUCUUCUAUGAAUACCUGGAAAUGGUGAUCCAGUUUGGUUUCAUCACGCUCUUCGUGGCUUCCUUCCCGCUGGCGCCGCUCUUAGCCCUUUUCAACAACAUCAUUGAAAUCCGAGUGGACGCCUGGAAGCUCACCACGCAGUUCAGGCGUCCCGUGGCAGCCAAGGCCCACAGCAUCGGGGCCUGGGAGGAAAUUCUCAACGGCAUGGCCGUACUGUCUGUUGUCACAAAUGCGUUCAUCGUGGCCUUCACCUCUGACAUGAUGCCCCGGCUGGUGUACAUGUACGCUUACCAGCCGAGGGGAGAGAUGAACAUGAAAGGCUACAUUAACAACAGCCUGUCCGUGUUCAACAUCUCAGAGAUCCCAUAUCGCAGCAUGCCUGAUGACGAAGAGAACCCCGUGUGGUUCAACAGCUCCAUCACGACCUGCAGGUAUCGUGAUUAUCGCUACCCCCCUGGGCACGAGAAGGAAUAUUCCCCACACUAUGCAGUUUUUGGCACAUUUUGGCUGCCAAGCUAGCUUUUAUCAUCAUAAUGGAG